AUGUUUCACCAAAUAUUAGUGCAGCCAGAGGAUAGAUGUGCACAGCGAUUUCUAUGGAGAAAUGGUGAGAGUAAUAGAAGACCAGAAGUCUAUGAGAUGUCGGUAAUGACCUUUGACGCUGCUUGUUCGCCAUGUGCAGCCCACUAUAUUAAGACAGUUAACGCGCUAGAACACCGAUCUGGUAAUAAGAACGUAAGUCGUGCUGUAAAGUCCAUUUUGGAGCAUCACUACGUGGACGACAUGGUUGACAGUUUCGGUUCAGUAGAAGAAGCCAUUACUGUUUUGAAGAUGGUACGAGCCAUACACUUAAAGGCUGGGUUCGAGCUUCGAAAUUUUGCUUCAAAUUCACAAAAGGUAAUGAGUGAGCUUGGUGGUAAAGAAAUAACGCGUGCUAUUUCAAAGAAAGAAGGAGUGCUGGUGGAAAAGGUGCUCGGAUUAUUUCGGCAAUCUUCAACUGAUUGUUUUGGAUUUCAGUUGAAGUUUAAUAAAGUUGAUGUGGCGGUUAUUAAUGGAACGAGAUUUCCCACCAAAAGAGAACUCCUCAACGUUAUAAUGUCGAUCUUUGAUCCUUUGGGAUUUUUAUGUAAUUUUGUCGUGGGUGCUAAGGUAAUAAUGCGCGACGUAUGGGAACACAAUAUUCAUUGGGACGAGCCGUUGCCGAGCGACAUUAACGAUGCAUGGGAGAGAUGGCGUAACCAACUAACUGCAGUCGUCAAAUACACUAUUCCACGUUUCUAUUUCCUGAAAGGUAUGCCAAAAAUAUUGCAGCUCCAUGUGUUUGUUGACGCCAGUGAGGUUGCCUUUGCCGCAGUCGCCUAUUGGAGGUCAGAAAGUUUCAGCGGCGAAAUUGACGUGUCAUUAAUUUCUGCGAAGUCCAAGUGCGCUCCAAUUAAACCACUGACAGUGCCUCGACUUGAACUUCAAGCAGCAAUCUUGGGAAGCCGCCUAAUGAACAAUAUACGUAAGGAGCACUCUUUAGAUAUUAGUCAAAUUGCUGAAAUAUUGACGGCUACAGGUGCUACGCAAUGGAAGUGGCUAGCAACGGAUUCGAAUGUUGCCGAUGAGGCCACACGUACGAAUAAUCGCAUUGACUUCAGGCUAACAGGUCGUUGGACAUCUGGUCCAGCUUUUUUACACCAGCCGGAAGAUCAUUGGCCUGGAAGUAACAUUGAAUUGUCAACUGAAGAUCCUCUUGAAGAAGAACUUCGCCAUAAAUAUGCUUCGAAACUGGUGAGAGCUGCAGCAUGGGUGCUACGCUUUAUACAUGUCUGUCGUCGCCGUUUGCAACCAGAAAGUCGUUUUGGUUUGACUGUUGGAGAAAUCGAACUUGCAAAGAAGUUGCUUUGUCGUUUCGUUCAAAAAGAAGCAUUUACCACAGAGAUCCAGUCAUGGUCAAAAUAUUGCCAGCAAUAG
This is a messenger RNA of Ceratitis capitata (Mediterranean fruit fly), 1413 nucleotides long. RefSeq lists its product as uncharacterized. The transcript is spliced from 3 exons. Bases 1 to 1413 code for a protein of 470 amino acids. Lineage: Eukaryota; Metazoa; Arthropoda; Insecta; Diptera; Tephritidae. The record is from RefSeq and is a predicted model, not a curated record.